AUGUCCAACAGCAGUUCCAUCAGGCAGUUCCUCCUCCUGGCAUUUGCAGACAGGCGGGAGCUGCAGCUCUUGCACUUCUGGCUCUGCCUGGGCAUCUACCUGGCUGCCCUCCUGGGCAACGGCCUCAUCAUCACCACCAUUGCCUGUGACCACCACCUCCACACCCCCAUGUACUUCUUCCUCCUCAACCUCUCCCUCCUCGACCUGGGAUCCAUCUCCACCACUCUGCCCAAAGCCAUGGCCAAUUCCCUCUGGGACAACACGGACAUCUCCUACAAGGGAUGGUCUGCACAGCUCUUCUUCUUUGCCUUUUUCAUUGAAGCCGAAUUCUCUUUCCUGACCCUUAUGUCCUAUGACCGCUACGUGGCCAUCUGCAAACCCCUGCACUACGGGACCCUGCUGGGCAGCAGAGCUUGUGUCCACAUGGCAGCAGCUGCCUGGGGCUCUGGGUUUCUCACUGCUCUGCUGCUCACAGCCAAUACAUUUUCCCUGCCCCUCUGCCAGGGCAAUGCCCUGGAUCAGUUCUUCUGUGAAAUCCCCCAGAUCCUCAAGCUCUCCUGCUCACACUCCUACCUCAGGGAACUUGGCCUUAUUGUAGUCAGUGCCUGUUUAUCAUUUGGCUGUUUUGUUUUUAUUGUGGUGUCCUAUAUGGAGAUCUUCAGAGCUGUGCUGAGGAUCCCUUCUAAGCAGGGAAGGCACAAAGCCUUUUCCACGUGCCUCCCUCACCUGGCCGUGAUCUCCCUGUUCAUCAGCACUGGCGUCUUUGCCCACCUGAAGCCCCCCUCCAUCUCCUCCCUAUCUCUGGACCUGGUGGUGUCAUUUCUAUACUCAGUGGUUCCUCCAGCAGUGAACCCCCUCAUCUACAGCAUGAGGAACCAGGAGUUCAUGGGUUCUCUGAGGAAAUGUUUAGGUUUUUUCAGUAGACAUAGGCUUCCUCAUGUCUCUUCAAUUGACUCGCAUCCUCAGAUGUCUAACAGCAGCUCCAUCAGGCAGUUCCUCCUCCUGGCAUUUGCAGACAGGCGGGAGCUGCAGCUCUUGCACUUCUGGCUCUUCCUGGGCAUCUACCUGGCUGCCCUCCUGGGCAACGCCCUCAUCAUCACCACCAUCGCCUGUGACCACCACCUCCACACCCCCAUGUACUUCUUCCUCCUCAACCUCUCCCUCCUCGACCUGGGAUCCAUCUCCACCACUCUGCCCAAAGCCGUGGCCAAUUCCCUCUGGGACAACAAGGACAUCUCCUACAGAGGAUGUGCUGCACAGACCUUUUUCUUUCUCUUUUUCAUUGGUGGGGAGUUUUAUCUCCUGACCAUCAUGUCCUACGACCGCUACGUGGCCAUCUGCAAACCCCUGCACUACGGGACCCUCCUGGGCAGCAGAGCUUGUGUCCACAUGGCAGGAGCUGCCUGGGGCACUGGGUUUCUCACUGCUCUGCUGCACACAGCCAAUACAUUUUCCCUGCCCCUCUGCCAGGGCAAUGCCCUGGACCAGUUCUUCUGUGAAAUCCCCCAGAUCCUCAAGCUCUCCUGCUCACACUCCUACCUCAGGGAACUUGGGCUUCUUGUGGUCAGUGCCAGUUUGGCAUUUGGCUGUUUUGUUUUCAUGGUGGUGUCCUAUGUGGAGAUCUUCAGGGCUGUGCUGAGGAUCCCCUCUGAGCAGGGAAGGCACAAAGCCUUUUCCACGUGCCUCCCUCACCUGGCUGUGGUCUCCCUGUUCGUCAGCACUGGCGUCUUUGCCCACCUGAAGCCCCCCUCCAUAUCCUCCCCAUCUCUGGACCUGGUCGUGGCAGUUCUGUACUCGGUGGUUCCUCCAGCAGUGAACCCCCUCAUCUACAGCAUGAGGAACCAGGAGCUCAAGGGUGCUUUGUGUAAACUGAUGACAGGAUUGAUUCAUAAGUAA
This is a messenger RNA of Calypte anna (Anna's hummingbird), 1896 nucleotides long. RefSeq lists its product as uncharacterized. The record is from RefSeq and is a predicted model, not a curated record. Gene Ontology annotation, molecular function: G protein-coupled receptor activity; olfactory receptor activity. The transcript is spliced from 2 exons. Lineage: Eukaryota; Metazoa; Chordata; Aves; Apodiformes; Trochilidae. Gene Ontology annotation, biological process: G protein-coupled receptor signaling pathway. Gene Ontology annotation, cellular component: membrane. The coding region runs from base 1 to 1896 and encodes 631 amino acids.